Molecule: messenger RNA, 741 nt
Organism: Acanthoscelides obtectus
Lineage: Eukaryota; Metazoa; Arthropoda; Insecta; Coleoptera; Chrysomelidae
Source: the annotation of a GenBank genome assembly
AUGGUGCAAGGCACCUCAUUGGUUACAGUCCCGUUCACAGCUGUUUUGAAACCAGUGGUUAGGCACCCUGGAUACCGAUACGAAAAGCCUAAGAUCCAAUUCCACUUGAAAAAACCAGGAGGAUGGAAACCAGUAAGGCCAGCUGGUUUGCCAGUUAAUGUACCACCACCGAUUUCGAACCCAAUUCACUUCGAUCAUUUCCAUACUACUGGGGCUGGCCAUUUGGAUGUUAUCCACAAUAGACCAGUACAGCAUAUAGAUCAUAUCCAUACCAGGCCAGAACACAUUCACUUGGACCACAUCCAUACUAGGCCGCAACAUAUCCACUUCGAGCAUAUCCACCAGGUACCCGUCCAGCAAUUAGCCCUAGCUCCACAACCAGUUGCAGUAAGUCCAACAAUUCCGCAGCCUCUACCAGUCCCACUUGUACCUCAGCAUGUUCCUGCUCCUCCACCAGUGCUGCAUCACCCUGCUCAUCUAGUGCCUCCAACUCCGUUCUUCGAGGUUACGAAGCCUAACUUGGGUGUGCUGCCCUUCGGAGCAGUGUUCAAUACCCAUGUUCUGAGGGAGUUACCAGCUCCACAGCUCAGACCAGUGUUGCCAGCCUUCACACCAGCAGCUCCAGCUGUGCCUUUACCUCCGGCGGUACCAGUAGCUCCUGCAGCGCCAGUAGCUCCAGUACCCGCCAGCACCAGCAGUCUCAGUCGUACCAGCACCACAACCUCUUCCUGGACCACCUAG